AGCGCUCCUUUCCGGUGUCGGGGCACAGUUGAAGAAGCGACCGAGGGACUGGGAGUCGUUAGUGAGAGUUUCACUCUUGUUGCCCAGGCUGGAGUGCAAUGGUGCGAUCUUGGCUCAUCACGACCUCCGCCUCCCGGGUUCAAGUGAUUGUCCCGUUUCAGCCUCCCGAGUAGCUGGGAUUACAGGAUGACGCGGCAUGGCAAGAACUGCACCGCGGGGGCCGUCUACACCUACCACGAGAAGAAGAAGGACACAGCGGCCUCGGGCUAUGGGACCCAGAACAUUCGACUGAGCCGGGAUGCCGUGAAGGACUUCGACUGCUGUUGUCUCUCCCUGCAGCCUUGCCACGAUCCUGUUGUCACCCCAGAUGGCUACCUGUAUGAGCGUGAGGCCAUCCUGGAGUACAUUCUGCACCAGAAGAAGGAGAUUGCCCGGCAGAUGAAGGCCUACGAGAAGCAGCGGGGCACCCGGCGCGAGGAGCAGAAGGAACUUCAGCGGGCGGCCUCGCAGGACCAUGUGCGGGGCUUCCUGGAGAAGGAGUCGGCCAUCGUGAGCCGGCCCCUCAACCCUUUCACAGCCAAGGCCCUCUCGGGCACCAGCCCAGGUGACUCAGAUGAUGUCCAACCUGGGCCCAGUGUGGGUCCUCCAAGUAAGGACAAGGACAAAGUGCUGCCCAGCUUCUGGAUCCCGUCGCUGACGCCCGAAGCCAAGGCCACCAAGCUGGAGAAGCCGUCCCGCACGGUGACCUGCCCCAUGUCAGGGAAGCCCCUGCGCAUGUCGGACCUGACGCCCGUGCACUUCACACCGCUAGACAGCUCCGUGGACCGCGUGGGGCUCAUCACGCGCAGCGAGCGCUACGUGUGCGCCGUGACCCGCGACAGCCUGAGCAACGCCACCCCCUGCGCUGUGCUGCGGCCCUCUGGGGCUGUGGUCACCCUCGAAUGCGUGGAGAAGCUGAUUCGGAAGGACAUGGUGGACCCUGUGACUGGAGACAAACUCACAGACCGCGACAUCAUCGUGCUGCAGCGGGGCGGUACCGGCUUCGCGGGCUCCGGAGUGAAGCUGCAAGCGGAGAAAUCGCGGCCGGUGAUGCAGGCCUGAGUGUGUGCAGGAGACCAAAUAAACCGGCUUGGGUGCGCAA
This is a messenger RNA of Gorilla gorilla gorilla (western lowland gorilla), 1141 nucleotides long. It is a transcript of the gene NOSIP, whose product is annotated as nitric oxide synthase interacting protein. Gene Ontology annotation, molecular function: ubiquitin protein ligase activity. The coding region runs from base 187 to 1101 and encodes 304 amino acids. Lineage: Eukaryota; Metazoa; Chordata; Mammalia; Primates; Hominidae. Gene Ontology annotation, cellular component: nucleus. The transcript is spliced from 10 exons. The record is from RefSeq and is a predicted model, not a curated record.